This is a messenger RNA of Nicrophorus vespilloides, 1974 nucleotides long. RefSeq lists its product as uncharacterized. The record is from RefSeq and is a predicted model, not a curated record. The annotation marks the transcript as partial. Lineage: Eukaryota; Metazoa; Arthropoda; Insecta; Coleoptera; Silphidae. The transcript is spliced from 3 exons.
AGUUGCAAGCUACCCGUUGUGCAACAAGUACAGCAGUCUAAACGUAGCAGCCGGUGGUGCAACAUCAAGGAGCUCCCCAGUUCAAUUAAAGCUUUACUAAAUUUCAGUGUCGCUGUGAAUUUGACAAUUUUACCAUGCAAGAGCUUAUUCUAUACCUCGAUGAGAUGAUUUAAUAUAUUAGUAUACUGCACGAGAAUAAUAAAUAUAAAGGCGGGAGAAAGAAGUAAUUCUCGUAACAGCAACAGGUAACUGUUGAAAAUCUAAGCACGAUGGAUGAGUUUAAUAAGUUAAUGGAACAGAGCAUAGAGCAUAUUACUGAAGAUGUUGAUAAAGUGGACGAGGUAGAUUCCAACGCUUCGGAAGAAGAGCAACCGUUCUCCAGAGGUUGCUCUGUAUCUCCACCGAUUCCGAUAUGUGGAAACUUAGAUUAUUUAGAUUUAUCUAACGAAGCUACAGUGCUCGAAAUCGUCAAUGGGGCUGUCUCCAAAGCUCUUCUUUACCCAAAAGUGGGCUUCUUGGACGAUGAUUCGCGAUCGUUGGAAUCUAAUGCACUCUGCAUUGAUGAAUCUGCUUCUUCUGAAACCGAGGACUCUCCGAACUGUUCGCCUGUAAACCAGCAAACCCAACCCAAUACCACUGAAGAGGCUGAUGAUCAGUUCCUAUUGGACUUAAUUGAUAGGGAUGCUCAGAAGUUAUUGCAUGACACCGAAGUUGAUGCGCAGAAUCAGGUGUCUUCGAUGGAUUCUACACUCAUUGGACCAAUGCCACCUCCAAUUGAUCUAAUGCACAAUGGUACUAUUUGCCCUAAUGUCCAAGGGCCGAUACCUGAGUUUUUGGAUUUCAAUGAAUGGACACUUCCGUGCGAAGAGAACACGCAGGGCAGUAAAAAUGUUGAUGUAUCGAUUUGCUUCAGUUAUUCAAAUUUCGAUGAUUCUUCAAAGAACAAAGCUAUGGACGAUCAAGAGAGGAGGAGGAGGAGGCUCAUCUACGAGUUAACUCAAGAUCCGAACACAUCUGAGCCGAACCCAAACCCAACUCCAUCAACAAGUAUUGCAACUACAAGAAUCACAUAUAAUUUUGUCUGCGCGCAAGGAUCUUCUAACAAACAGAAUGCUUCGACUUUGAAAGCUUGCGCUAUAAUCAAUAAUAAUAUUCUGUCGAAAUAUAACUAUCCAUAUGAGCGGCUUAGGCUUUCCUCAAGAAACCUUGAAAUUGUUGAUGGAAUUAUUUCGAAAUACAUCAAAGAUUGUUUCGGCGAGCAGGAAGAUCUGUUUAGAGAAUCUAGAUGUAUUCAGUACGGUCCGUCGAGAAACUUUAUCAACAUUUCGAUGUACGUCAAUCCUAGGCGCCUGCAUAUGAGGAAUUCUGGAGAACCGAUUUCGUUCUACCAUUUCGAGUCCAACACAGUUGUUCUUCAAUUCCCAUUUCCAAACCACCAUAAUGAUACCGAAAGGCCCAAAAAAGCUAUUAAGAAGAUCCGUCGUUAUCACGCGACUUUCCCAAAGAAUCUCAACAUGCAAAUCGAGAAACGUCACGAGGUAGCACGCAAAUUGGUUGCAAGCAUUUUCGAAAUGGAGAAGAAAGAUGCUUUUGGAGAGAAUAGAAAUUCUGGCAGAGGAGAAAGGAGGAUGUCUAGAAUGCUGGGUCAACCUAUAAAUCUGAGAUUUUCUUUGGCCACUGGCGAAAUCUCUGAAAACACUAAUAUUCCAUUCGAGGCAAAUCAUUGCAUCGAGGAAGUAUUUGAGGAAGGCUUUGAGGAUUCCAUUGAAGAAAUCGGCUUGGACAUCACGUUCAAGGAUAUAGAUGAUGAAAUCGAGGAAAACAUUGCUGUACCAAGUACUUCUGGAGUGUCCAACCUCAGGCAAUCUGCUCAUUUUGUAACUCCGAUGGACGAAGAAGCUAAAUUAAACAUGGAUGUUGCUGCCGACGAUGGAGACGAAAAGUACGAUGAUGCUGCUACAAGCGACGAUGAAA